CCGGCCUGUGGCCUGCGUUUUCCCGACUUCCGCAACGCAAUGGACUCUGCUUCCGCUUCUUCGUCCUCGUCGGAGGCGGAGGAGGAGGAGCCCGGGCGCGCUCCGCCACCGCGCAUGACCACGGUCUCGCGCCACUACUUCGGCGGCUCCUCCUCCGAGAGCGACCACGACCUCCGCGUCGACAUCAUCGAGAAUAUAGAAGAGGAUUACGGGAUGUUCGUCUGGCCAUGCAGCGUCAUCCUCGCGGAAUACGUGUGGCAGCAGAGGCCGCGCUUCUCCUGCUCCAGAGUUGUCGAGCUUGGUGCAGGAACCUCGCUGCCAGGUAUAGUAGCUGCAAAAGUUGGAGCAGGUGUUACGCUGACAGACAUUGCACAUAAUACAGAAGUGCUGGACAACAUCAAGCAAGUAUGCGGCCUCAAUAAUGUGAACUGUACGGUAUUAGGACUUACUUGGGGAGAUUGGGAUGAACCUGUUUUUGAUUUGCACCCUGAUAUUAUUCUCGGAGCCGAUGUGCUUUAUGAUUCAGCAAAAUUUGAUGAUCUCUUCGCAAUGGUUACCUUCCUGCUGGAAAAUUCUCCUGGGGCAGUGUUCAUCACCACAUACCACAAUCGCAGUGGUCAUCACUUGAUUGAAUUUUUGAUGGUGAAGUGGGGUUUGAAAUGUUUGAAGCUUCUGGAUGGCUUCUCUUUCCUUCCCUCUUGCAAGGCUGAUUCACUACGGGGAAAUAUUCAGCUCGUGGAGAUUGCACUUGAGAAGGAAAAACCUAAAUGAUCUUCAGGCAACCAACUGGAGUACAUUAGCUUCAUGUUAGUUAUUAGAUAGGAAAUGCUGCAUCUGGUGUUCCAGCCUUUGCAGGAGUUGGCUGAGAGCACAACCAACAAGGACAUGAUAAUGCAAUGUUUGGGCCUUCACUACAUAUGACUGUACAUUAGGUAACUCCAGAGUCUCAUGAAAUCAUCCACAAGAACUUUACGCUUGAAAGGAUUUGUUUAUGGGAGUACCUAGAACUCAUCUAGAUGAGAUAUAAUUUGGUCUCAUUCACUUUGAAAACAAGAACAUAUACAAUCCACGUCAGCACACACACAUCUUAUAGCAUCACAUCCAAUGGCUAUAAAAGGUGAAUGAGACCAAAUUAUAUCUCAUCUAGAUGAGUUCUAGCAAAGCUGUUUGUUUAUUUGAAGGGAAGCAGUCUCUCUUUUUUUGGGUUUCGUCAUUAAUUGAACCAAGCAAUAGCUUUGGCAAGCAGAAACACAAGCUUUGUUCAAGUCCAA
This is a messenger RNA of Triticum dicoccoides, 1271 nucleotides long. Its product is annotated as methyltransferase-like protein 23. The transcript is spliced from 7 exons. The record is from RefSeq and is a predicted model, not a curated record. The coding region runs from base 40 to 771 and encodes 243 amino acids. Gene Ontology annotation, cellular component: cytoplasm; nucleus. Lineage: Eukaryota; Viridiplantae; Streptophyta; Magnoliopsida; Poales; Poaceae.